Messenger RNA from Drosophila bipectinata, 1753 nucleotides. RefSeq names its product pickpocket 18 (gene ppk18). The record is from RefSeq and is a predicted model, not a curated record. Gene Ontology annotation, molecular function: ligand-gated sodium channel activity. Lineage: Eukaryota; Metazoa; Arthropoda; Insecta; Diptera; Drosophilidae. Gene Ontology annotation, cellular component: plasma membrane. Gene Ontology annotation, biological process: sodium ion transmembrane transport.
GACACGCUUUAAUUAGAACUUUGAUGGAUGACCAGUGGCACGAAGAGCACUAUAAAUUGUCUGGAAUCGAGCACACUUUGAAAGCACAAUGUCUCUACAAGUGGAUGAGUCCCUCUAUCGCCGCCUGUUUCGAGAGUUUCUGCGCCAGAGUUACAUCAAUGGACUGCAUCCGUUUCUCUACCACUCACCUGUCCGUCUUGCCAAAGCUGUUUGGCUGGCCUUCCUAACCAGCCUCGUCAUCUACACCCAUAUAGUGAUUGUGAACCUGACCCAAGAGUACCUGGUGCAGCCCACGGAGAUCCACCUGUCCCCCGACCUGGUGCACGUGGCCAACAGCCCCUUUCCGGCCGUGGGCGUGUGCACUGCCAACAAGAUUAGCCAGAGGCGUCUUCGGAGCUAUGCAUUGAAAUUAUAUCAACACCAGGCCAACUCCUCCCAACGGGCGGUGGCAGAGGAUUUGGACGAUAUGGUCGAUCACCUGCUGGUGCUGGCACAGUUCUAUCUGAAUCCCCUCGAGGAGGAGAGACUUAACAUCACGGAAUUGCAGAGACUUCAUCGGCUCCUCACCAGUUACCAUGACGACAGUGGGUACUCGGUGCGCGAUAUUCUGCGCCAGCUGUCACCUGACUGCGGGGAGCUGGUGAUCCGGGGAAUCGUCUAUGGGGCGCCUGUCAACACCAGCCAAUUGUUCCUCAAGAGACCCACGUCCUCGAAUGUGUGCUGCAUAUUUAAUUAUCGCCGGGCCAGCUACUCCCAAUUUGCCGACAAACGAGCCGAAGACGAUGCAGAGAUGAGUGCGGUUCCCAAGGUGGUUUUUGAAUCGAAUUCUAUUCUAAACAGCGUCCAGUUUGUGCUCCAGGAUGUAGCAGAAGAGGAUUACACCAAGACCUUUAGAAGCAACAGUGCCUUCCAGCUUACGAUUUUCCCCCAAGAGGACUAUGCGACAGUUCAAUCCACAACUUUGGGAGAGGUGCUGGUGGAUCACAACACUAUAGUGGAGAUACCCAUCCAGCCAGUGUUCUUUAGCUCCGGAAAUGCAGUGCGUUACGUGGAGCCCGAGAAACGACGCUGCUAUUAUCCUGAAGAAGGGAGUAAGCUUUUAAAUCAGUCCUAUUACUCCCUGGACGAGUGCCUUUUGGUGUGCCGCAGCAAGAGCAUGAUGGACCACUGUGGCUGCGUCUCCCCGCCCAUGGUGGGCAGUCCCAUGGCAGUCACCUAUUGCACUCUACUGGACCUACCCUGCCUGUUGCGGUGGAAGAGAAUCUGGUAUGGCCACAACGAGUUCGCCUUCCUGGAAAGCAAUGAGGAGCAGUUGGCCCAAAGGAAAUGCGAGCAAUGCCUGCCCACCUGCAACGGAGUCAGCAUGAGCAUAACCACCAAUGUGGCUCCACUUCGACGAGCUUUGCGCAGUAGUGGUUACUUGACGGGAUUAUUGAAAGGAUUGACCAACGAAAGACCUCUGGCCAUAAUAAAACUAUUCUUCAAGCUGCGCUUUGCUCAAGCCACGGAAUCCCAGCUAGUUAGCACUUGGGUUGUUUUGUUAAAUCGCUUUGGUGGAAUCCUGUCGCUGAUGUAUGGCUUCAGCAUUGUCAGCUACAUUGAAAUCUUGUACUACUUGACCGGCAAAUGGUUUGUGUACAUUUUUAGAUCUCUGAAGAGGGGAAAUCGUGGGAAGUCUCGACAAUCUCACUCCCUGUACUGGCACGAGCUUAUCCCCAAGACGAUGAGACUCCAGCCGCAGACGACUUACUAA